AUGCGCAUAUCGCGGUUGCUGACCCUAGGAAGUGUCUGGCAUCUACUGCCAGUCGUCUUCGCAGGUUUCCCCGCCGCCAACCUCUCGUCGGUCCUAUUGUCACCCCUGCUGGGCCUCUCCCCUGCCACGGAGAUAUUCUCCCCUUCCGAUGCGGACUGGACCAAUGAGACCCAGCGAUGGACUCUCCAUGAUAGUCCGACUUACCUUGCAGCUGUGAAACCUGCCACGGAGAGGGACGUUCAGAAGCUGGUUGCGUUUGCUGCCAAGAGCAACAUUUCCUUUCUGGCCACUGGCGGCGCCCAUGGGUUUACCACCUCCUACGGUACGCUUCAGAAUGGUAUUAUGUUAGACCUCAGUAAUUUUCGCAAUGUCUCGGUGGAUGCUGCCGCCAAUACCAUGCGCAUCGGGGCCGCCGUGCGGUUCGGGGAUGUGUACGAGCCUUUGUACAAUGCCGGGAAAGAAAUCACAACCGGUACCUCCUCCUGCGUGGGCAUGUUAGGCGCCACGCUCGGUGGUGGCCUCGGUCGAUACAAUGGCAUCCACGGGAUGAUCCUCGAUGCCCUCAUCAGUGUGCGUCUUAUUAUCGCCACCGGGGAGAUCAUCACCGCCUCGACGACCAAGAACGCAGACCUCUUCUGGGCCGUGCGCGGUGCCGGCUUCAACUACGGAAUCGUCAUUGAGGCGACGUACCGCAUCACCGAUCUCACCUCGCAGUACGUGACCAACGCCGACUUCGCUUUCCCCAUGAACGCCAGCACCGCCCUCCUGACCUACCUCAAAUCCUUCGAGACAGCCAUGCCAGAGAAGCUGUCUCUCAUUUCCUACGUCACCUAUGUCGCCGCGUACGGCGGCCUGAGCUUCACCUUCAAUGCCGUCUACGCCGGCCCCAAAGACGAGCUCGACCAGCUUCUGGCCCCGCUGCUCCGCGACGCAACGCCCGUUCGAGAGAACAUCACCGUCGUGCCCUGGAAAGAUCUAACCUACACGGCCUUCUUUGCCGCCGAGCCCAGCAUGGCCGCCUGCACCAAGGGUUUGUAUCGGAACGUCUACGGCGGCAGCGUCAAGUCUUAUGACAUCUCCAGCUUCAACACCUUCUUCACCGAGAUGCAGGACUUCUAUCUCGAAUAUCCGGAUGCGCAAUCUAGCGUGUUUUUUAUCGAGCAUUUUCCCAAGGCGAAGGUCUUGUCCGUCCCGGACAAGGCCACUGCCUAUCCGUAUAGGGAUAUCACAGCUCAUUUACUCUGGAAUUUCGGAUACCCCGCCGGCGACCUGGAAGGACCGGUCAAUGCCUUCGGGGUCAAGGCGCGCGCAGACCUCCAAGCGAGUAGUGGGUUCUCGCCACAGCAGAUCUACGUCAACUACGCUCACGGGGAUGAGGCAUCCGAGAUACUGUACAGUGCGCGGAAUCUGCCACGGUUACGCAAACUGAAGGAGGUGUGGGAUCCGGAGAAUGUGUUUCGGUUUAAUGAGCCUGUGGUUUAG
Molecule: messenger RNA, 1482 nt
Organism: Aspergillus tubingensis
Lineage: Eukaryota; Fungi; Ascomycota; Eurotiomycetes; Eurotiales; Aspergillaceae
Product: FAD-binding oxidoreductase
Exons: 4
Coding region: 1-1482 (493 amino acids)
Molecular function (GO): FAD binding; oxidoreductase activity
Source: RefSeq, a predicted model, not a curated record